AUGACAACAAUAACACCUCAACAAACCAAACAAAUUGAAGACCAGUCAAGUAUUUAUAUAUCUUCUAUCAAUGAAAUGACUCGAGAAUAUAUUAAUAGUGAAUCACAAAUGAGUUAUAAUCACCAACACAUACCAACAACUCCUUUUUCAAUGGAAAUGAAACCAGAAACCCAUGCACUUGAUAAUGCUCCAAACGAUAUAAAAGUUUUAUUAAAAAAUUGUGUCUUAUUACAUUCAAAAACAAAUGAAAUCCUUCAAGAAUUACCAAGUCUCCAACAUAAAUUUAUUAUGUAUGGUGAUUAUAACCCAGUGACAAAGAAAUUAUCAGAAGAAAAGUGUGUAAUUCCACGUUCAGUAGAAAUGGAUAUGAUUACUUCAUUAAUUCCAUCAAUUCAUUCUAUAACAGUUUUUUCAAAGAAAUGUUUUUUGUUGAUUCAGUCUAUUGUUAAAUUUAUUACUUCUGCUCUUCAAGCCAAAGUCCAAUACUAUUUUAGAACCUUGUUUAAUGAUAUUGGAAGGUUGUUAUCAGCACACAUUCUUCUUGACACAUCAAUUCAUAAUAAUCCAACACUUCUAUCACAUAUCAGCUUUUACUAUCAUUUAAUAUCAAAUUAUGCAGGUGCUGCAGCAGGAGAUAAUCCUAAUGCAGAAAAGAUUGCAAACUUAUUAGUUAUUAUGACAACAUUCCAAAAUAGAUUUCAAGGAGAAAAUGAUAUACUAAAACAAGACUUCUCUUUACCAUCUUCUAAAUUUCCAACCUCCUUAUUUAUUAAAAUAAUGCACUCUGUAUGUUUGUUUGAGACCUCUAGAAUAAUUAAAGCAACUGCAUCACCAGAAGAUAUUUUAUCUGUUAUUUAUCUUUGCUAUGCUUAUGUUUCGUGGUCAUCUGAGCGUUCGUUGUCAAGAACAUUAGAUAAAAAUUUAGAAGAAAUAGCACGUAAAUACCCAGUUAUAUUAACUUGUUUUGAUUCAAAAAGUCCUAUUGAUUCAUCAAACCUAAUAAGCAGAAUAAGAAAGACAAGAACAAUAAGUUUAGAUGAAAGUUUGAAAGUGAUAAAAGAUCCAUCAACAUUAAUUGCAAGUUGUAAUGAAUUUUUAUUAAAAAAAAUUUCAUUAACAAAAGGGAUAGAACUUAUUUAUGAACUAAAAAGAAGGAUAGUUGAAUUAUUAUAUGGAUUUAGUUUAGUUGGAAGACCAACUCCAAUGAGUGUUAUUGGAAUUACAUUAAAAUAUUGUAACCUUAUUAUUAAAAUUACUGAAAAGAUUCAAAGAAGUAAGCAUGAAUCAAUUAUAAAAUUAAUUAAUAAAGUAGAACAAGAAAUUAAUACAAUUAAAAAGAAUAAUGAAGCAGAAAAAUUAAAAGAUGUUAUUCCAAAUUAUAUGAAUGAAAAUAUAAAUUCUAAAGAAUUUAUUAUAAUGGAAAUAUACCUUGAUCAAUUAAGAAAAGAUUGUAAAGCAGAUAAAAUUGAUAGUAUUUGGAAAAGAAUAAAAGAAAUUAUUAUGAUUAAUGAAAUUAAUGAAGAAUUAAAAAAUGCAACAAAUAUGGCAUUUCUUUAUUUUGUAAGAUAUCCAUUAUUAGAAAAAAUAUAUGAAAAUAUUAUUAAAAAUGAAGAAUUUUAUGAAAGUUUUACUGAGUUUAAUAAGGUAUAUUCAUUUAUUAUUAAAAAUCAAUCACUUCAAACAAUUAUUGUUGGAGAUAUUUAUGAAGCAUUAAAUAAUGAAAUUGAACUUUUAAUUAAAAAAAUAAUUAUUGAACCAUUACAAACUCAAAUUGAAGAAGAUUUAAGAUUACAAAUCUAUGGAGAAUUAAAUGUUAAUGAUGUUAAUAUUAUUUCUCAUCCAAUUCAAGAUAUACAAAGAAUAAUUGAUCAGCCAUUUAUUAUUUUAAAUAGAUGUAUUCAUAUUAAAAGUGAAAUAGAAAACUCAUUAGAAACUAAAUUCUAUAAACAUUAUAAUUGGGACGAAUAUCAAAGAAUGAAGGUGUUAGGAGAAAAAAAAUAUGGGUUACAUCUUUUUGAAAAUUAUUUAAUUGGACAAACAACAGUUGAAGGACUUGACGUAUUGAGGAUAAUGAAAAAUAUUCACUCUUUUGUUAUGAAAUAUCAUUACAAUUUAUAUUCUCAAUGUUUUAUUGAAAGAGAAUCAGAUGGUAACAGGUUAAGUUCUAUUGGAAUUAAUCAAAUUGCAGAGUCAAUUAAAACACAUGGAAUGGGAAUAAUGAAUACAUGUGUUAAUUAUGUUUAUCAAUACCUAUUAAAACAAUUUACAUUGUUAAGUGAAUUUUUAUUUGAUGACCAAAUAAAAGGUAUUUUAAUGAAAUCACUUAAAACAUUUGAUGGAAAAAUUUAUACAUUAUCAAUGGCAGAAUUAGAUAUUAAAGAAUUUAAACGACUUGGGCUUAGAAAAAUUAAACACAACAAAAAGGUUAUAAGUUCAAGUUAUUUAGAUUUAUUUAGAAUGUUAAUUACAUUCAUCGGUAAUUCUAUUGGAUUUGUUAGAAUGAUAAGGACAGGUGGAUUGAUGCAUUGUGCCAAAACUAUUGAGUUUAUUCCUGAUCUUUUUAAUAUUCCUGACUUUGUUGAUUUAACUUCUAAACAAGUUCAAUCAAUUCAAACUGCUGCAGAAAAUUUUUCAAAAAUUAUUUCUGAAUAUUCUAAAUCUUAUGAUGGAUAUGACUUAAAAUAUUUAACAUUACUUGUUGAAAUAUUUAAAGAUGAAUUAAAUUCUCAAAGAUAUGCCCAUCUCAAAUAUUUCUAUUUAUCUCUUCCUUCAUUAUUAUUAACUUAUAUAGAUUUCAUUAUUGCUGCUAAAGAGCGUUUAUUAAGAAAUUCAACAAAUCUUGAUGUAGAAGGUUAUAUUAUGUCUGAUGAUGGUUUCCUUAUUGGGGUGGCUUAUAUUUUAAGUAUCUUGAAUCAAAGAGAAUUAUUUUAUCAAUUACAUUUCCUUGAUAGUUUAGAGAAAUUAUAUAAUCAAAAACUUACUGAUGCUCAAAAUGAUUUAAAAAAGGGUUCUAAAGAUCAACAAUUAUCUGCCACUGUUUUAGUUGCUAAGUACUCUACUUAUAUCAAAGAAAUACACUUAUUAUCAAUUAGCUUAGAUGAUGCAAUGAAUCUUUUCUUAAAUUAA
Molecule: messenger RNA, 3126 nt
Organism: Entamoeba dispar SAW760
Lineage: Eukaryota; Evosea; Mastigamoebida; Endamoebidae
Exons: 1
Coding region: 1-3126 (1041 amino acids)
Biological process (GO): endosomal transport; endosome organization
Cellular component (GO): endosome; WASH complex
Source: RefSeq, a predicted model, not a curated record